Messenger RNA from Chionomys nivalis (European snow vole), 2010 nucleotides. RefSeq names its product ankyrin repeat and SOCS box containing 6 (gene Asb6). Gene Ontology annotation, cellular component: BRCA1-BARD1 complex. Gene Ontology annotation, molecular function: protein binding. Gene Ontology annotation, biological process: intracellular signal transduction; protein ubiquitination. Lineage: Eukaryota; Metazoa; Chordata; Mammalia; Rodentia; Cricetidae. The coding region runs from base 95 to 1351 and encodes 418 amino acids. The record is from RefSeq and is a predicted model, not a curated record. The transcript has 6 exons.
GCGGCCUGGGAGGAGGGCUGGGCACCGGCGCGGGGUCUGAACCGGUAGAUCGGGAGGAGGUGGCGUGUGGGAGUCGGGACGCGCAGUCGUCGCCAUGCCGUUCCUGCACGGUUUCCGCAGGAUCAUCUUCGAGUACCAGCCCCUGGUGGACGCCAUCCUGGGCGCCUUGGGCAUCCAAGACCUGGAGCGGCAGGAGCCCCUGGACGAUCACGCUGCCGCUGAGGAAAGCCGCAUCCUGGGCCUCACCGAGCUGCUGGAGCAGAAGGCCCACUCUCCGUUCUACCAGGAAGGUGUGAGCAACGCUUUGCUGAAGAUGGCUGAGCUGGGGCUGACUCGGGCAGCUGCUGUCCUUCUGCAGAGUGGGGCCAACCUCAAUUUUGAAGACCCCGUUACCUAUUAUACAGCCCUGCAUAUCGCUGUCCUGAGAAACCAGCCUGACAUGGUGGAAUUGCUGGUGCGCCAUGGGGCUGACAUCAACCGGAGGGACCGGAUUCAUGAGAGCAGCCCCUUAGAUCUGGCCAGCGAGGAACCCGAACGCCUGCCCUGCCUGCAGCGCCUCUUGGAUCUUGGAGCAGAUGUUAAUGCAGCUGACAAGAACGGGAAGACAGCGCUGCUGCAUGCUCUGGCCAGUAGCGAUGGAGUGCAGAUCCACAACACAGACAACAUCCGGCUCCUCCUGGAGGGAGGGGCAGACGUCAAGGCCACCACCAAAGAUGGGGACACUGUUUUCACGUGCAUCAUCUUCCUGCUUGGUGAGACUGUCUGCGGGGACAAGGAGGAGGCCCCGAUGAUCAACCGCUUCUGCUUCCAAGUUACACAGCUUCUGCUGGCCCAUGGGGCCGACCCCAGUGAGUGUCCAGCCCACGAGUCCCUCACACACAUCUGCCUCAAGAGCUUCAAGCUGCACUUCCCCCUUCUGCGCUUCCUGCUGGAGUCUGGGGCCGCCUACAACUGCUCCCUGCAUGGUGCAUCCUGUUGGUCUGGCUUCAGCCUCAUUUUUGAGAGGCUGUGUUCCCACCCGGGCUGUGCUGAGGAUGACAGCCAUGUUGAGCUUCUGCAUAAGGCUGAGACCGUGCUGGACCUCAUGGUGACUAGCUCCCAAAGGCUUCAGCUGCCUGAGAACUUCAACAUCCACCCAGUGGGUAGCUUGGCAGGGAAGAUCCAGGCCCUGCAUGCCUCCCUGCGGCAGCUGGAGAGCUACCCACCACCCCUCAAACACCUGUGCCGUGUGGCCAUUCGGCUGUGCCUGCGCCCGUGGCCCGUGGACACCAAGGUCAAAGCCCUGCCCCUGCCUGACAGGCUCAAGUGGUACCUGCUCAGUGCGCACAGCGGCACAGAAGACAGCUGCUGAUGGAUCCUGGGACAGAAUGGCCUGGGUUGGCUGAAGCCAAGCUGAGGGUAGACCUGGUACUGUUGGGCAAGCUUUGCCCUUUACUGAUACAAAACCACUAGGUUAGUGCCCUGGAGGCCAAGGGCAUGGCUGCCUCCAGGGAGACAACUCGCCUCCUCCCUCAGCACUCGCAAGUCCACCACAAUGGAGGAGCUGGUGUGGAACGGGACACAGCUGCCCCCAAUCAGGAGCUGAUAGGCCAUUUGCAGAAGCAGGGAAGCAGAGGCCAGGCCCCUCAGAGCCUUGGCAGCUGAUUGAUCCUGGGGGAGGCAUAUGCCUGGGUCUCAGGGACCAGCACCAAAACCCUGGGCCAUCCAGUAUAGCCAUACUCUUUGGGCCACAGGCUUUGAAGGGCAAGAGGGGGCACUGAGGCCACUACAGUGGUGGUGGGCUUCUGCUUAGGGCCCUGCCCGAGCCUUUAGUGCUUAGGCACUGUGGUCGGUGGCAGCUCUGCUCAUGCCACAUCCACAUCUCGGGGGCUGUGUCAUGAGCACAAUGGAACUGUCUGUUUCAAGGCCUGGCUUGUAAGGGGCUCUCAGAGCAUGUCGCUGAGCCCUUGCAAGACCUCAAGUCAGCUUGGCCUUGCGAGUGAGCAGAGAUGACGAAAUAUAUUUAUAAGA